Messenger RNA from Poeciliopsis prolifica (blackstripe livebearer), 11458 nucleotides. Its product is annotated as ephrin type-B receptor 1-like. The record is from RefSeq and is a predicted model, not a curated record. The transcript has 20 exons. Gene Ontology annotation, cellular component: neuron projection; plasma membrane. Gene Ontology annotation, biological process: protein phosphorylation; cell surface receptor protein tyrosine kinase signaling pathway; axon guidance. Lineage: Eukaryota; Metazoa; Chordata; Actinopteri; Cyprinodontiformes; Poeciliidae. Gene Ontology annotation, molecular function: protein binding; ATP binding; transmembrane-ephrin receptor activity. The coding region runs from base 220 to 3297 and encodes 1025 amino acids.
AAGCAGACAUCCUCUCUCCUGAUUGGGCAGGAAGGUGUCGGAGAAAACUGUCUGAGCGGAGGGAGAGACGGAUCCAACAGCAGUUUAUCUCCUCUCUGUCUCCACUGACUCUGCUGCUUGUUCCUGUGCGCAGCGAGCUGAGGACUGAGAUGUGACUGCUCACCGGAGGAAUACAGCGUGUCUCUCUGGGAUUUCUCUAUUUUAUUCUCAGCCGGCCGGAUGAUGGGAGCGGACAGGCGUGGAGGGAUCUUGGCCACUUGGGUUGCGCUGCUUCUAUGUGUGAUUACUCUUGUGUGCGCAGUGGAAGAGACGGUGAUGGAUACACGGACGGCGACAGCUGAGCUCGGCUGGAUAUCGUUCCCUGCCAAUGGAUGGGAGGAGGUGAGCGGCUACGACGAAAACCUUAACACCAUCAGGACUUACCAGGUGUGCAAUGUAUUUGAGCCGAGUCAAAACAACUGGCUGCUCACCACAUACAUUGACCGGCGGAACGCACAACGCAUCUACGUGGAGAUCCGCUUCACGGUACGGGAUUGUGCUUCCAUACCAAGUGUCCUGGGCUCCUGCAAAGAGACGUUCAAUCUUUACUACCUGGAGACUGACAGGACUGUGUCAGAGAGCAUCAACGGGGUGGAGUAUUGGGCCAAUGCCCCUUUUUUAAAGGUGGACACCAUUGCAGCUGAUGAGAGUUUCUCCCAGGUGGAUUUUGGGGGUAGACUGAUGAAGGUGAACACUGAAGUAAGAGGUUUUGGACCUCUCUCCAAGGGCAAAGGCUUUCACUUGGCUUUCCAGGAUCUGGGUGCUUGCAUGUCCCUUUUGGCAGUUCGAGUAUUCUACAAGAAAUGUCCAAGCAUUGUACAGAACUUUGCUUUUUUCCCUGAGACGCUGACAGGAGCAGAGUCCACAUCCUUGGUUAUCUCCCGAGGAAGCUGCAUUCCAAACGCUGAGGAGGUAGACGUGCCUAUAAAGCUCUACUGUAACGGAGAUGGAGAGUGGAUGGUCCCGAUUGGCAGCUGCAGCUGUAAGGCAGGCUACGAACCAGACAAUGGCAACGUGUGUCGAGCUUGUCCUCAGGGCACCUUUAAGUCGUCCCAGGGGGCAGGAUUAUGUCAGCAGUGUCCGCUCAACAGUCGCUCCACCAUCGAAGCUGCCACCCUCUGUGGUUGUCGGAAUGGAUAUUACCGUGGAGACAUGGACAAACCAGAGGACAUGUGUACCAGCGUUCCCUCUGCUCCUCGCAAUGUGGUUUCAGUGGUGAAUCAGACGUCGGUGAUCCUGGAGUGGCACUCGCCACGCGACACCGGGCACCGGGACGACCUGUCAUACAACGUGGUGUGCCGGCGUUGCCACAGCAGCGAGCGGCGGGCAUGCCAGCCAUGCGAUGACAGCGUGGUUUACACUCCGGGCAAGGAGGCGUUGAAGGGAACAAGGGUGGAAAUCAGCAAGCUUCGUGCUCACACCUCGUACACCUUUGACAUUCAGACAGUCAACGGAGUGUCCAAUAAGAGUCCUUAUCCCGCCCAACAGCUGUCAAUCAACAUUACAACCAAUCAGGCAGCUCCCUCUGAGGUUCCCAUAAUGCACCAAGUGAGCUCAACGAGCCGCAGCUUCUCUCUUUCAUGGCCGCCACCCGAGCAGCCCAACGGGAUCAUCCUCGACUACGAGAUCAGAUACUACGACAAGUUGCAGUCGUCGUUGCUGAACAGCUCAGUGGUCCAGAGCGAUACGCCCAACGUGGUCCUUGAGGGCCUGAGGCCCGGCACCGGCUACGUGGUCCAGGUGAGGGCCCGCACCGUGGCAGGCUACGGAGCCUACAGCAAAGAGAUGCUCUUCCAGACCCUCACAGACGAUGAGUACAAGUCAGAGCUUGGACAGCAGCUCUACCUGACUGCAAGUUCUUUAGUAGGCGGCGUGUGCAUCGUCUCUCUGGUAGCUCUGGUUAUCGUAUGCACCAGGAGGAGACAUUUGAAGGAGAGUGUGUAUGGCGACAAGCUGCAGCAGUACAACACAGGAGGAGAAGUGACUCUGAGACCAGACAUGUUUGGCGGUCCAACCCCGACUGUGACCUUUCCCACCCUAUCUGAGGGUCGCAGUUCACCAGGGGUCAAGAUCUACAUUGACCCCUUUACCUAUGAAGAUCCCAACGAGGCGGUGCGGGAAUUUGCCAAAGAAAUCGACCCCUCUUGUGUCAAAAUAGAGGAAGUCAUCGGAUCAGGUGAGUUUGGAGAGGUGUACAAAGGUCGCUUGAAACCUCUUGGGAAAAAAGAAAUCCCCGUAGCGAUCAAGACCCUUAAGGUGGGCUACUCUGAGCGUCAGAGGAGAGACUUCUUGGCCGAGGCGUCGAUCAUGGGCCAGUUCGACCAGCCGAACAUCAUCAGACUGGAGGGCGUGGUCACAAAGAGCAGACCGACCAUGAUCAUCACAGAGUUCAUGGAGAACGGCGCACUGGACUCAUUCCUGAGGCAAAACGACGGUCAGUUCCCGGUAAUCCAGCUGGUUGGCAUGCUGAGAGGCAUCGCAUCUGGAAUGAGGUACCUGGCGGAGAUGAGCUAUGUUCACCGGGACUUAGCAGCGCGAAACAUUCUGGUGAACAGCAACCUGGUGUGUAAAGUAUCCGACUUCGGCUUAUCGCGUUAUUUGGAGGAGGAUACCUCUGACCCCACCUACACCAGCUCACUGGGGGGUAAAAUCCCAGUGCGGUGGACGGCUCCAGAGGCGAUCGCCUACAGGAAAUUCACUUCUGCUUCAGAUGUGUGGAGUUACGGGAUCGUCACCUGGGAGGUGAUGUCGUACGGAGAGAGACCUUACUGGGACAUGAGCAACCAAGAUGUAAUAAACGCCAUAGAGCAGGACUUCAGACUGCCGGCUCCCAUGGACUGCCCGGUAGUGCUGCACCAGCUGAUGCUGGACUGCUGGCAGAAAGACAGAAACGCAAGGCCAAAGUUCUCUGACAUCGUCAGCAUGUUGGACAAAAUGAUCCGCAACCCUGCGUCUCUCAAAGCCGGCACCAGCAACAUGGCUCCUGGUCCUUCCCAUCAUCCUUUGUUAGACCGGGGAGCUCCGGAUCUGAGCAGGGUGAGCUCGGUGGAGGACUGGCUGGCUGCUCUGAAGAUGACUCAGUAUAGAGACUCCUUCAUCGGAUCGGGGUUCACGUCUUUGCCCCUGGUUACACAAAUCACAGCUGAAGACCUGGAGAGGAUUGGAGUGUCUCUUGCAGGACACCAGAGAAAAAUACUGACCAGCGUUCAGUCCAUGAGGCACCACACUGAUGACCAGUCCCCCACUGAAUCUGUGUAGCCAUGGGUGAAGAAACACUUUGAUAUAUUUGACCAUUCUUGAGUCUGUGAGUGAACAGACUUCUUUCUCACCAGUUUACUUAUUCUGAAGAUCUGUUAUGUCCCUUCACAGUCAUUAAAAACCCAUUUUAAAGACUCCAUUAAUGAUCUUGCAAUCAAUGGAGAUGUUUCUUAUGGUAUUUAGACUCUGAAGUUGGAAUCCCCCCCUCUGGAAAUUUUCUGUACAGGUUUUAUUUGUUGAACAGACUGAAAACAGCAAUGAGCAACACUGUGGAAAAAGAAAAUGACUGUUUGUCCUGAUGGUUAUCUCCUGAAAGGAAAGACGAAAAACCCCAAGUUCUGCUUGAAGGAUAACUUUGACUUCAACCUUUUCGCUCCACAAGCCAUUUUCAUCAAACUCAAUCGCUUAAGGAAGACAGGGUGUGUUCUUUUUUUUUUUUUUUUUUGAGGAUGAAUCAAACUAAGACUGUACUGUAAAAAGAAACUAGCUGAGGAGCCUUUUGUGUGAAUGGACAAACUGGACCAAAAGCCUGCUAGAAAAUGUUUCUGGAUGCAAGAGCAACAGCAGGCCUUCUUGUUUCCAGCAUGUUGUGUUGUGAGUAUUUAUUUCAUUGUGUUUGUGAAAACUACAACCAUUUGAAUCCGGACUGUUUAAAUGGGACCUUUUUGAAUCGAUCUUCACAUUGAAGAGUUAGUAAAUAUUGUUAUUUGGGAAUUUCUUCCCUUGUUGUUCAUUUACCCUUUGCUGUUUUGCAACGUUACUGGAGUAUUUGUGAUCUUUUAGUGAUUUACUUUCCAUUUUAUUCAUCACUAGUGUAAACUCUAAAGUGCUGUUGACUGGAGACAACAAACAUUUCUCAGUGCUCAGACAGAUGGCCCACAUAAAACACACAAUUUACACUUUUAAUGGAUGUUUUUGGGUUGAAUCGACGUCCUGAGAGGAAAGGAAAAUAUGACGGAACGCCUGGAUGACAACAUAUAUAAAUGCACAUCUCAAUCUAUUGAGGAAGAGUUUUUAGUUGAUCCAUUUUAAGAAUGACUUGAACAUGUGAUAUACUUGCAUUAAACACAAAGUAAUCUGAUAUUUUGUUAUGUAAAUUUUAAUGAUUGUGGCCAACAGCAAACAAAGCCUAAGACAUAGUUUCUCAUAAAAUUACAAUAUCAUACAAAACUGACUUUCAGAACAGAAAUGCUGUCCUGAUGAAAUGUGGUGAUUGUAGCACAGUGGACAUGAAGACUAAAGCAGGUUUUGACAGAAUGAACCGGUACUAAUGUGACCUGGAAAAUGAAGUUAGCAGCUCUGUAAAGCUCAUCAGCGGAGGUAAACAUGGUGUUUCCUGCUUGAUGUUGAGCCGACUUAAUAAAAUGCUGGACCAACACCAGUCGCCAACAUGGCUCCCGAAUCAUCACUGACUGCACCAGGAUAAACACUUUUUGUGCCUCUCCAAAAAAAACUUUGUCACCCAAACUAAUUAAAUACAAAAAUCACUUUCAUCUGAAAAUUCGACAACAUGCUGUAAAUCUUCAAAUUCUUAUAUGGCCUCAAGCUUGUAAAUCUGUUUUUAGCACAUUUUUUUCCUUCCACUCAACUUUCCUUUUCAUUUUUACACUGGGAUACAACAGGACCUUUUUAUGCCUACCAUUGUGGAAGAUGUGACUUUCAUACAAAAUAUAGGAUUUAUAUAAAUUUAAUGGCCAAACCAUAUUCUUUCUGAGUGAAAAUCUUUUUAUUUUAUUUUAUUUUUUUACAGAUUUUACAGAAUUUACAUUUUCAGAUUAACGGAAUACUGGAUUUACAGUUAUUGGUCAUAAUUGUUAAACUUAACUGAAGAUGCUGAAGCGUAUCACUGCGUGAAAUGAAUAGUUAAUAGAUGAUCUAUCACAUUUUGAAUUAAGGCAUUGACAUCGAUUUGUUUAUAAUAUUCUAAUUCAUUGGUAUGCGCCUGCAGAAGCUCAAGCAUUGAUUUCCCACCUACAAAGUAAAUCAAUUACCUGCUAUAUGCUGAGGUGUGGCGGAAGAAAGCAGCUUAAGAGACUGACUGUGUGGAGUGAGACAAUAACAGCUAUCCACAAUAUCCCAGAGGAGGUAUUGUGUUCCCAUGUCCGGGUGUUUUGGCUGCAGAUCCUAAAUCUGAACGCCAGUCGAGUGUUAAUUCAGGGGCUGAACCAACUAGAAAUCAGCCGUUCAUCUUCUGUCCAUGACAAAUCUCAGUUCAGUCUAAAGUGUAUGGCUGGCAUCCAGAUGGCAUUCUUCCUCCUGCAGCAGGCAAUCUGGCUACACUUCCUGCAUCCUUUCUGUCCAUUUAAAUGCUGUUGGACGUGUCUCUGUUAUCAGAGUUUGUUCCACAUUGACGCCUCUGAUUAAAACCGUUGGAGAAGUUUGUAGAUUAAAUAGGGUCAAGCCACCUAUUUGUGUUCUGAUCUGCGGACAGCAACCUUUUUAACACCCUCAACAUUGAUUUGUUACAGUGAAGAUUAUGGAGAAAUUCUUUGCGCCAGCCGGCACAUUUGCUGAUUGUUUGUCCCAUUUCAGUCGUUAAUGAGAUGUUUGAUUCUCCUGUGAACGAGGCCUGAUCUUAUUGUGGAGAAGAAGUGCUUUUAUCUCAGCAUGGAGCGGAUUACCAGCUGUGAAACAACUGCAGUCUCCAACCCAAACCUCCGGCAUCUCAAGGAUUACCCUUCAGUUGCUCUGAUUGGGAAUUUUACUCGUCAUCGGCUGAGAGACCCGAUUCGCAGCGACAGGAAGUGACACUGUUUGCUUUCACUAGUACAAACUCUGCCUGUGUUUGUCUCUCGGCACUGCUCCCUGUUGCUCCGGUCUCUUUGUUUCUGAACAUUGUGACAUUGAAAUGUCAGAACCUCCGAAAAUGUUCAGUUUCCACUUUUCUUUUUUUUUUUUUUCUCACUCAAACUCUGUCCUCACGGCGCAACCGCAAUUGCGUUUGUUGCCUGGCAACGGCAGCUUAUUGAACAUUUUAUCAGGAAGUAUUGAGAUCAACUGGGAGCACGUCAGCGGUUCAGAGGAAUAAUUUGUUGUAAAUAGAUGCCUCUGGAAAAACAGGUUCAGCGAUAGCUAUGGGGUUUAAUAAAGAAUGAGACAAGCAGUGUGCCUAAAAGCUCAUACUGAAUGCUGCCUAAAAAUGUCAAGCACAAGAAAUGAAAGCUGUGGAAAUCGGAACCAUAAAACAUGCGUUUCUAGGCACUUUGAAACCAUUUCUUACGUCAUUUUCAUCUCCCUUUUAGAUAUGUGCUUUACAGGAAAUCUGACUGGUUAGCAUGUCAAUGUGAACUAACAUAAGUUCAUGUGUUAAGUCCGACUGUGACGAUUUAGUGCCCUCCAAGUUACAGAUGAAUAAAGUAAAGAUAAAUUCAGAUUUUGAUUGUAGGAGCUAAAAAUAUCAUCCGGAGAAAUGUUAGGAAACCCAACCUUUAUUUUAAGAAUAGUUAUUAAGUUGGAAAAAGUCUGAAAUUUAGAUUAAAGUUACUCAGCACGGGCAUACCAAAACAAAUAAAUCAAUCAUUUUCAUUUAUCUGUGUCUACAAACAUUUUAUUAGUAAUAUAAGAUUUCCUGUCAGUCACUUCAUCAAGAGCAGACAUGAGUUGAUCUAAAUAAAUCAGAAAAUAUUCACAACAAAACGUCUCCUGUCAAAAUAAUGCUAGCAUCAUUCUCCAAUAUGCUUUUCUAUCCUACCAUCACAGAAACCUUUACAUUUAACAGUUGCACUAUCAAGUGCAAAAACAAAAUAUAUAUGCAGAGGAUUGUUUUCAGAAUGUCUGUUGCAUAUUUUAGCAUGUUUCAGAGUGAGAUUAUGAUGCUGCCAUAUAGGAGAAGUGUAUUUCAAGGGUUUGCAACAUAGAGGUAAAACGUAACACUUGUGGAAGGUGCUGGACCUAAACUGGGGUAUUUUAUUCAGAGAUGGAUCAACUACUGCAGAGCUGUCUUGUUCCUGAGUCGUUCUUAAAAGAUAAAUCCAUAAACACUGAUGUCGGUGAUUAGUUUGGAUGUUUGUAUGCAAACAAGACUUAAAGCACACAGAGCUGAAACCCUCUGUAAUUAUAACUGAAUGUCUGGGUACCUGCUGUGUCUACGCAAGGCUGAAAUACACAUUUGAGAAGUGUUUCCAUAUUUCCACUAAAAGAAAAUAUUGUGAGGUUAUUUUUGUCUUAUUUAAAAAAAAAAUGUCUAAAAAUGAAUCUGCUGUAAAUCAUUUGAUAGUUUUCUCAUAGAGCAAUGAAGAAAUUACAAGAACAGCCCAGUUUAUGCAUCAAAAAAUUGAUAUUUAGAAGGUCAGAUUCCAACCAAGUGCAUGGAGUGUUUAUUACCAGGGACUGAUAAGUAAAUAUUUACCUAAAAUCCCAGGAUGCAUUGAGCUGGAUGACGGCUGCAACGACAAGUCAACAAAAUAUUUGAAGGUUGUUUUUAAACACCAUUAAAAAUUAUAACUUCACAUUAGUCAUACCAAGGUGCUAUUUUAUUUGUCUUGGACUGUUGAGAUCUGGAUCAUUAAGUCUGAGUUUAGUUUUUCUUUUGGCCUCUUAACCUUCAUACAUACUGCAGUUUUCUUAAGCAGUAAAUAAAUUCAAUGCUUAAAACUUAACUUUGUUUUUGACAUUCAAAGGCUUGGACUUUUGUUUGGAUUCAUCCUUCAGACCUCAGUCAGUCUUUGUCCGAAGCAAAGGGAUUUCCAGCUGUAUUUGCACCUACAGGCAGGUUGUUGGUGUGACAAAUAAGAAAUGUAGCUUUCUAAAUGCUAACAUUUUAUAAGAAGCAGUAAAGUGAUGUAGUCACAUUGACUGUUUCAGGCUUUUCACUGUGGAAAGAAAUGACCUAAAUUGAUUCAGAAAUGCCUUAAAGUGUACGACCACUGACAGCCGACUUCACACUGUUCACAACUCAUUUCUGCUUCAGACAGACAGAAAAAAAAACAUCUAGUGGUAUCAUUAAAACUCACUAAAUAGUGGAAUAGUAGAAUUGUGUUGAACAGUGUCGGAGACAAUAAGGAAUUAAACGUGAAUAUGUUUAGAAAUGCAAAUUUCCUUCUGUUUAUUCAUUCAUUUUUCAAGGACUUAAGUCCUAAACUGACAUAAGUGAUUCUGAAAAGAAGACUCUGUUUUUUUUACUUUUAUUUUUUUUUAAUAUUUGGCUGUUUUUAUUUUUUUGGAGUGUUUUUUUGUUUGUUAUGUGUGAUGUGGUUUUUACCCUUAUAGGCUUCCUGGAGCACCUGUUUCUCUUUCGGAAGAGUAGAAACAGUAAUAACUUACCAAAACUCCUUAAUUGCACCAGAGAAACAUGCUGCAUUUUUGCAUUUUUUUUUAAAAGAACAAACAGGGCACAAGAUGGGCUUAACAUGUUGACACAGUUGCUACGUAGCUCAUAAGAGUCUCAAACCAUUUACUAAAAAACACAGAAUAAUAUCUAAACAGUUUGCCAAAACUUCAUUUGAAGUCAUUGUCUUGUUAAGAAAGAUUUCUUGUUCAUAUUUCUGCUCACUUUUUUGCCAAUUAGAUAAGUUGAACGUUCCUCCUAAUAGAAUCAAAAGACAGUUGUUUCAUUCCGUCACUUGGCAAGCAUUUUUUAAAUUGUAAACCGAUUUCCAAACACUUUCAAGCACCGACUUCCCAGAUGGCGCCUUGUAAAAAAACAUCUGCUGCAUCACGUCAGUUCAGCAUUACAAAGCUGUACGUUUGACUCAACUGCUGCUGCAUGCCACACUUUGCAUAUAAGAUCAGCUGGAGAAGAAUAUUAAAGACAAAACACACGAGCAACGUUUUGAGACGAUAAACUCUUUGGCCAGUACUUUGUGGACGCUACUCUUGGUAAACGUAGAGUUUGCAUGAUGAACUACUUCUGAGUAUAAUAGUGGCGUAAUAAAUGAUUUUCAUAGUGACUGCUUUGAGUAUGCGCAGGCAAUUGGAUGCUUUAAUUUCCCAGCAGUGCUCCCUCCCGUUGCUGUUUCAUUGCUGUGCUUUGUGGCGUGUUACUGCCACCUGGAAUAACGCUGAAGCAUUGGCAGGAAUGUAAAUCACACCACUCAUGUGUGUUUGUGUUUGUAGGGGGAGAAAAAAUGAGAAAUGUCUCAUAAAAUGUGCAGAGACGUGAAUUCAGAGCGCAUCUAUUGUUUUAAGAUGAAAGCAAAAGAUGAGAUUCCCUGCUUGUGAUAUAGGAUGUAAUUAUGUAACAGCUCUGCGGCUAUGGAGCUUUUGCUGAACUUGCUACUCUGUAAGUAUGAGCAGGAACUAAGCAGUUAUUGUGGAUAUUUCUUGCAGGACCACAACUCCUUUCCUUUGUAAAAUGUCAACAUUUUAUGCAACUGCAAUUCAUCCUUGUAUGCCGGUAUUAUUGUCAGCGGAGACCAUGAGGAAAAAUGUUUCUCAGUUCCUUUCUGAAUGGCAGCUGCAGACAAAAAGCCUUCCCUGAAUGAUUCAGAUGGACUGACAGCUAAACCUGACAUUUACUGCAGAUAUUUUAGUUAAAACCCCAAAAGAAAAAACAAACAAACAAAAAACAAAAUAACAAAACAAAACAACAGUCUGCUCUAAAUACUUAUGGAUGGAUUUAACUUUUUAUUUCAAGUAUUUAGCUUAUUAGUCUGUUCUGGCUGUUGUUUUAGCUACUUAAGUGAGAUUAGAACUGAAAGAAGGUUAGAUAUGUAAGGAUAAAGUAUUGGAAAAAGGGAAUAGAAGAGACAAGGAUGAGGAAAGUUUGAAAGAGGUGGGAGGGAAGGAGAAGAGAGUGUCAAAGCCCAAGUUGUUUGAAUAAAAAUGAGGCUGGGUGUGGAGAGAUUUCUCUUUCUUUUUUUUUUGUCUUUCUGUCGGUCCUUUCCCAUCCACCUUCUUCUCCUAAUGCCCACAGUCUCUCUGAAUCUCUGCUUCCAGACCACAUCUCCACAGCCUGCUUUGAACACUUUGAAGGAAAAGAAGUCAUUCUAUUUUAGAUGGAGUCUUCUAUAAAGAAGAAGAAAAAACUUCUCUAAAAGAAAAAAAAAAUACAUUUUGAACUCAGAUCUCCUGAGCUACACUGGCACAUAUCUUUUUUUUUUUUUUUGUCAGAAAUCCCUGCAGUAUUUCGGUUUUGUUUUUGAUUUUAAGUGUUUGUCAAAACUGAAAGAAAAAAAAAAUCUCAACCUGCUUUUCCUCCUUGCGCAUUUCCUGUCUAAGUUCAUCAGAAUAAACUUAUUCAGGCACAGCAUGAACAAAAAUGUUAAUUUUACAGAUUUUAAGACUUUAUACUCACCAAAAGAAAGUAUUUUUUCUCUGAGUUUUGACUGUAGGGUUUUUUUUUUACAGAGUUUAAAAAAGAAAAUAAAAUUUGAUUUAUACAUCUCUCAAAAGGGCAUUUUGUCCUCAUGAGGUUUUAACAUGUUCUUUUAGUGUUUCUAUCGCUUAAAACAAAUUAGCAUGCCUAUUCAUCCAAUAAAUAUAAAAGAUUAUAACUAAUUAGUACUUCAUGGCACAAUCUCAAUGUGAUAAAAUAAUAUCUAAGUUUUAGUACAGCUUCACAAAGACACAAGCACGACUGUAGAGCAUUAAUCACACGGAAAUAUUCUAAAACUGCAAAACACUGGAAUAAUAAAUAUUGGUAUGAAGUAUGUUUUCUAAACGGUGAACACAAUAAUACAUUUUACAAAAUAUUGAAUUAUUUUGCUGUUUAGUUAAAUUCAAACUGUCUUCUUAUACACAUUUACAUUUUUCUUCUAUUACUAAAUUUUCUCAUGCUGAUGUACUUUUGUUCUACCUGCUUGCCAUACUUGUCUGUAAUGUACAAUUUCUCUUAAAAAAAAAAGAAAAAAUGGUUAAUAACUAAUUGUAAUUUGCCUUUCUAUGUUUACCUACAGUUACUGUUCUACUUGUUGACGGCUCGUCUAUUGAGCUCUAAUGUAUUAUAACUCUGUAAUAUAAUGGGAGUAUGCGCACACGUGCAUUUUUGUGUCCGUGUGGCUGUAAUAUACCGUGUGGGUGUGCUGUUGUUCAGUGUACAGUGACAUGUUUGUACAUUGUGCAUUUGUAGCUGUGGACUUUUUGACUCUUACAUUUACAAAGAACUGAUUGUCAAUAAAGAGGACAAACUGGACUGUUUUGGGUUUACAAACAUAUAAACUGCUGAGGAUGAGAUUAAGGCAAGAAACAUCAAUAAAGCCUUCCAGAUCUUAGUAACUUUGAA